AGAGAGAAAGGGUGUAUAUCUGUGUGUCUGUGUGAUGGUGGAACGCGAGGUGAAUAUUGUAGCAUGCAACAUAUUUCCCACGAAAGAACAUUUAAUCAUUUAUCUUUGUGACUGUUAGUAUUACAACCCCAAAACAGAACAAGUUGGAACGUUGUACAAAAACAGAAUGUAUUAAUCUGCAAAUCUCUUAAACUAAUAUUUAGUUGCAAAAAGGACACAGACAACAUGUCAAAUGUUGAAAAUGACAAAUUGCACUAUGUGACAGUGUAGUUUGAAAGCUUCUUAACAUGAUUUUGUGAAGUAUUUGGGGAGUUCAUUGUCUACAGGACAUCAUUUUAUUAAAAUAUUCACAGAAUCCAGAAAAAUCUUUGCAAACAAGGGCAAAGAGCUGAAAACCAAAUGGGAUGGCCGUGGUCUUUUGGACAUUUUGGGUGGCAAUGCAUCAACACCAGACCUGUUUCCAGACCUGUCAGUGUAUGGGUUCAGGAAAACCUUUGAUAACCAUUAUCUAUGUGCACAGUUUGAUUCUCCAUUCAAAAACUGCAGCCAAAAUUAUAACAACCAAAAACAGCCAAAAUUUUAUUGAGACAUGAUACAGAAAACAUCACGUCUUAUCUGACCCUAAAAUGGACUAAGGUAACAUGAAAAAAGGUCAUGUGGUUUGCCAUUAUUUUGGAGAUCAUGGACUCAUAUUGGAGAGGGCCUAUCCAAGCAUCCAACCUACUGUAGUGCUCAGUUCAAAACCCAACAGUGUGGAGGAGCAUUUGUGCCUACAGUAUGUGCAUCUUGCACAUUUGGCAAAGGACGAUUAAUUCUGAAAUAUGUGCACAGGUUUGGAGCAACAUAUCGGCAAAAUUAAUUCUGCACUUAUUUCAAAAGUAUUUCUCCACAGAGAAAGAGUCCAGGUGCUACAUUGGGAGCAACAGAAUAAAAAAAAAAUAUCCCAUAUGAGCAACUGAAAUAUUAAACGGGAGUAAUAUUUAAUUCUUAAAACUAGCAGCUGGUCUCCUCAGUUCCUAACCAUUUGCGGAAUUUUUUUAAAUGAAGAGGUGAAGCAGCAUAUUCUGUUUUUGCAGUUGUUGCAUUUUACACAAUGUCCCACCUUUUUCUGAUUUGAAGUUGUAGAAAAACAACAGGAUCAAAGAAAAUGGAAUACGGUUAUCAUCUCUAGAUAUACUCUCUACAUUGGUGGAAAUGUCACAACUGGCUUGAACUUAAUUUUGCCCUUGAAAUGAGGCCAAACAUUGUGUGAAAUUGCCACCUGUAGUCUAUUUGUCUGUCAACUAAUAGCCCCAAUGAUGGCCAAAAUACCAAGCCAUUUUGGUUGUGCAUCAUCUGUAAAUCUGUACUCCAUGCAAGCUAUUAACAAAUAAAGGGCUCCAAGGGUGGCGUGUUCUGUGUGUGUGAGGUGGGAUAGCAGGUGCCAGGGAACAGGUCAGGGGGUGGGUAAGGAGAGAUAAACGCACCUAUAAAAGUACUUGGUUGAUAAGUGGGGUUUCCAGUCGGGCGAAGAUUUGAGCCAGCAGAAUGAUCUCCAUCUAUUUGGUUGCUUUCGCUCUUGUGGGUGCUGCAGUUGCAGCACCACUGGAUGAUAAGAUUGUUGGUGGGUAUGAGUGUGCAGCUCACUCUCAGCCCUGGCAGGUCUCGAUCAACAUUGGCUACCACUACUGCGGAGGCUCCCUCAUCAAUGACCAGUGGGUCAUCUCUGCUGCCCACUGUUGGCAAAAUCCCUUCACACAGAUUGCCAUCCUGGGUGACCACCACAUCUGGGAGUACGAGGGCACCGAGCAGUACAUGGCUGUGGACGCCAUCUACUGGCAUCAGAGCUACGACUACCAGACACUGGACCACGACAUCAUGCUGAUGAAGCUGGCUCACCCCGUCACUGUCAAUGAGUUUGUUAAACCCAUCUCUCUGCCCACAGCAUGCGCCAACCCUGGAGACAUGUGUGUGGUGUCCGGCUGGGGGAACAUCUACACCGACUCAGUUUUCAACCCUUUCAACCUCCAAUGUGUUGAGGUGCCCAUUUUGUCGAACAAGGACUGUGACGUCUCCUACCCAGGGAAGAUCACAGAGGUCAUGGUGUGCGCAGGCUACCCGGAGGGCGGCAAAGAUGCCUGCCAGGGUGAUUCUGGAGGCCCCCUGGUGUGUAACGGGGAGCUGCAGGGCAUUGUGUCUUGGGGUUAUGGCUGUGCUCAACCCAACUACCCCGGCGUCUACACUAAAGUCUGUGCCCUCAUGCCCUGGAUCAACGAGAUCCUCUCCAGCUAUUAGGCACUAAACAAUAACAGCAGCGCAAUAAACAAUUACAA
Messenger RNA from Sardina pilchardus (European sardine), 2312 nucleotides. Its product is annotated as trypsin-2-like. Lineage: Eukaryota; Metazoa; Chordata; Actinopteri; Clupeiformes; Clupeidae. The transcript is spliced from 5 exons. Gene Ontology annotation, molecular function: serine-type endopeptidase activity. The record is from RefSeq and is a predicted model, not a curated record. Gene Ontology annotation, biological process: proteolysis. Bases 1528 to 2274 code for a protein of 248 amino acids.